AACCCCCGCUCCCCUUCCUUACGGAGAGUAACAGAGCGGAAGCCAUGGCUGCCGAGCAGAGCACGAGGCGUUUGCAGAGCCGUCAAUACCUUGGGGAGAUCUCAGCCCUCUGUUUUCUCCCUCUCCCUCAUCUCUCUUCCUCUCCCUUCCUCCUUGCUGGAAGUGGGUCACAAGUGCUAGUAUAUGAUGUCGAAGCUGGGAAGAUUCUGAACUCAUUUAAUGUAUUUGAGGGUGUCCGUGUGCAUGGAAUUUCUUGUAACUUUCUUGAUUUAAGAAACUGUGGGCCAUCUGCAACAGCUGCUAUCAAGAUCGCUGUGUUUGGAGAAAGGAGAGUUAAAUUAUUUAGCUUACAAGUUGAAAUGACCUCUGAUUAUCAAAGUUCAGUGAAAGCAUGUGUCAGCUUGAUGCUAAUCCAUAUUUUCUCUAAAUUUAAUCAUUGGGUCAUGGACGUUUGCUUCUUGAAGCAGGACGAUAUGCCUUGUGAGCAUGAGGAUGAUAGUCAUCUUGCAGUAGGACUUAGCGACAACUCUGUCUGUCUAUGGGACAUUUCUAGAUCCAAUAUGUUUGCUGAAGUAAAAUGUCCAGAAAGGUGCCUUCUAUAUUCUAUGCGAUUAUGGGGUGACAAUGUAAAAGCUCUUCGGGUCGCAUCUGGUACCAUCUAUAAUGAGCCCCAUUCUGAUUAUUUAUUGGGCCUCAAAACUCGUACCCAGGUAAUUGUUUGGAAGCUGGUUCAACAAGCUCAAUCUUCUGCAAGUCUAGUGAAAGCCUCUAAUGAUCAUGGCACUUCUUGCUUUGAGGAUAGGCAGCUCUGUGAUCAGCAAUAUAUGGCAGUUCCUUUGAGUAGAUUAAUAGGGCAUGAAGGCUCCAUCUUCCGUAUAGCAUGGUCCUCUGAUGGAUCAAAACUGAUGUCCGUCUCUGAUGAUCGUAGUGCCCGUAUCUGGAAAGUUAGUGCUUUGAUGACAGAUUCUGGUGAAGAGGCGUGUAGCUUUGAUGUUUCCAUCAGCCUCACACUUUUUGGACAUAAUGCUAGAGUUUGGGACUGUUAUAUCUCUGAUUCUGUAAUUAUUACUGCUGGUGAGGACUGUACCUGUCGUGUGUGGGGAAUGGACGGGACUCAGCUAAUGGUGAUCAGGGAACAUAUCGGAAGAGGCAUAUGGAGAUGCCUGUAUGAUCCAAGCUCUUCGCUGCUCAUCACUGCUGGGUUUGACUCUGCAAUAAAAGUGCAUCCACUUAAUGCUUCUUCACUUGGGAAGAAAAUUGACUGUGAUGGGGCAGUAAAAGAAUUUAUGGAUAGGACAGAGAUCUUCACAAUUCAUAUGCCGAGCUCAUCAGAACAGCUCGGGCUCAUGGACAGCAAAAGCGAAUAUGUACGAUGCUUGCGUUUUGCUCAGGAUGAUGUCCUUUACGUCGCCACUAACCAUGGCUACCUAUAUCAUGUUAAACUCUCUGAACCUGGGAAUGUAAAAUGGACUGAACUUGUCCGCAUAAGUGAAGAAGUGCCUAUCAUUUGUAUGGAUCUGCUGUCAUCAAAUUCAUCUGGUUUCUCCAAGGAUGCAGAAGACUGGAUCGUUGUUGGAGAUGGCAAAGGAAAAGCAACAGUUUUUAGGAUAACUGAUAGUGUGUGCGCCCCUAAAGUAGCCCUCUCCUUUACUUGGUCAGCGGAGAAAGAGAGACAGAUUUUAGGAACUUAUUGGUGCAAGUCAUUGGGAUGUAGCCAUCUUUUCACUGCUGAUCCAGGAGGAAGACUAAAGUUAUGGAGAAUAGAUGUUACUUUUGCAGACGAAACAUGUGUGGAUUGUGAGAUGUCUUUAAUUGCAGGUUUCACAUCAUGUUUCGGAACACGAAUCUUGUGUCUAGAUGCUUCAUUUGAAGAAGAGGUGCUGGUAUGCGGUGAUCAACGUGGUAAUCUUAUAAUGUUCCCCUUAUCAAAGGGCCUGUUACUUGCUACUUCAAUUGAAUUAGGAGAGAAUAUCCCUUCACUAGCUUAUUUUAAAGGAGCUCAUGGGAUAUCGAGUGUGGCCAGCAUUUUUAUUGCCACAUUACAUUUCAACCAAGUUGAAAUACGUUCGACUGGAGGAGAUGGAUGCGUGUGCUAUUUUAAAUACGACAAAGAUUGGCGAAGUUUGGAAUUUAUGGGGAUGAAGCAAGUGAGAGAAUUAAGUUUAAUUCAAUCUGUCUUUGCCAAUGCCAGCUCCGAGGAAGACUUGGCACAUGGUAAUUAUGCAGUAGGCUUUGCAUCAACAGAUUUUAUCAUAUGGAACCUAGUAAAUGAUACAAAGAUUUUACUGGUUCCAUGUGGUGGAUGGCGGCGUCCUCAUUCUUAUUUUCUUGGUGAUGUACCGGAAAUUCAGACCUGCUUUGCCUAUUUGAAGGAUCACACUAUUCAUAUUAAUAGACUCUGGGUGCCAGUCAGUGAUAGGAAGUUAUUUCCUCUGUUUCUGCACAUGCAAUAUCAUGGGAGAGAGAUACAUUCCUUAUGUUUUGUAUCUGUUGGGUUGCAAAAAAAUCCGAACACAGAAAGUAACUGCUUCCAUGAACUAAGCUGGGUCGCAACAGGAUGUGAAGAUGGAACUGUGCGAUUGACAAGUUACAAUCCUUCAGAUGUUGAAGGUUGGUCUGCUUCCAAGUUGCUUGGGAAGCAUGUUGGAGGAUCAGCUGUGAGGUCCAUAUGCUUUGUAUCAGAGAUAUACACGACUGGUCAGGCCUACAUCUCUUGUGGAGAGCAUAGACAUGAUGCUAUUGCAGACAGAGAUGAUCAGUUUCUACUUAUUUCCGUUGGUGCAAAGCGGGUUUUAACUUCUUGGCUUCUUCAAAACAAAAGACACAAGGAAGAAGCCCUUGUUCAAGGGGCUGUUGCAAAGACUGGAAAUAUAGGUGGUCCAGAAUGCCCAUCAAUGUCUUUUCAGUGGCUCUCCACUCACAUGCCACCUAAGUUUGCCAGCACUCGCAAAAGUAUAGAAAACACAGUACAAAAUUCUGGACAAGGGAGAAAUGUUUCUGUUCUGAAAGCCUCUCCAACAUCUAGAGCUUCCAUUGCUAAAAGCAAGGAGACUGAGUCCAAAUUAACUCAAGAGGAGCAAAAUGAAAAUGACUGGCGAUACAUGGCUGUAACUGCUUUUCUUCUGAAAGGUGCUGAUUCCAGGUUAACAAUCUGUUUCAUCGUGGUUGCCUGUUCGGAUGCCACACUCAUAUUGCGGGCUCUUCUUUUGCCUUCUCGUCUCUGGUUUGAUGUUGCUUUAUUGGUCUCUCAAACAUCCCCAGUACUUGCACUGCAGCAUGUAGUAAUCCCCAUUUUGGACCCUUCUAAAGAUAAGGUUCAAGUCCGAAGCAUGUAUAUCGUCAUUAGUGGAUCUACAGAUGGAAGCAUUGCUUUCUGGGAUCUGACGGAAACAGUUGAAUGUUUUAUGCAACGGGUCCUGACACUUGAGCCUGAAAAGCUCAUUGAGUGUCAGAGACGACCCCGAACAGGGAGGGGAAGCCAGGGUGGUCGAUGGUGGAGAUCUUUACCAAAUCGAUCUGCUAAAAAGGGUCCAUCGGAUGCCAUGGAUCCAGUUCACAUCGUUGGGGACAGUAAUGGCUGUGAUGUCACCCAAGCUGCAGGCUUGGUUUCAUCUGAAUUAGGUAGUGAUCAUUCAGAUGUGCCAACCAUUUCUACCCAGAGUACAGCAGCCGAUGGCUUCCCGGUGCCAGAAAUGCAGUCUGAUGAAUAUCUGGCUGGAGUGCAUGAAGUAUGGCCGGCACAUAUUGUGAAUUCUGUCCACCAAUCUGGGGUCAAUUGCCUCCAUGUCUCGAACAUCAAUGAUCGCCACCAUUCAGAGUCUGAACGAGUUUACUAUGUUCUCAGUGGCGGUGAUGACCAAGCACUAAACUGUCUUGGCUUUGAUUUGGCACUGCAACCGACGAAUGUUGAUGCUAGACCUCAGCAACCUACUAAUGUUACAAACCAUGUGCUGGCUGGAAUGGUCCGAGAGCCUACUGAGCUGGGUGGUACAGGGAUGGGUUCUCCUUGCAAUAGGUUGAGAAUGUUGUGUAAUGACAGAAUUGCAUCAGCUCACAGUUCUGCAGUAAAAGGUGUUUGGACAGAUGGGACUUGGGUGUUCAGUACUGGUCUUGAUCAACGAGUCAGGUGCUGGCAUCUCAGCAAAAAUGGCAAACUUACUGAGCAUUCCCACCUGGUAAUUAGCGUGCCAGAGCCGGAAUCAUUGGAUGCCAGAUCCUGUGGCAGAAAUCAAUAUCAGAUUGCUGUAGCUGGAAGGGGCAUGCAAAUGGUCAAGUUCUCCACUUCCUGCGAUGAGGAUUCUAAAGACUGAAAUGGGUCUCGACAGUCAUGAACUAAUAGAUGGUGAUGGUUACCAUACGGAAGAUUAAUGCGAUCGUUGCCAGUGGAUCACUGUAAGAGGAAAAAAUCCAAGAAUCAGUGUUAAAAUCUGGUGCAUUACAGUUGAGGAGGCUGUGGGCCUGUGGCUUUGCCCCUCUCACAUCCAGGAAAAUCAUUUCAACUCAUUUGAUCCGUUGUUUUCUUUUUCCGGCCUUCCUCUGGCUUUCAAUAGGCUUUAACAAGGAAAAUCAUUUUAAUUUAUUUGAUCCAUCAUUUUCUUUUUCCAGCUUUCAUCUGGCUUUCAGAAUGCUUUAACAAGGAAUUGAACUGAGCUAUUUACUGGACACGUUGGUCAUACAUACUAGCUGGUGGUAACCAUUUGUUGAAUUCAGUAAUUUCAGCAUCUGUAUGGAGUCGAAUGGCAUUUGGGUUCUAAGUUAAAUGGCAGGGCAGCAGAGAUUCUAUAUCAUAGUUGGAAAAUUGGAGAGUUCAUUUUCAAGUUGCUCGGUAAAAUCAAGUACCAUUCUGACCUUUUUUCCUUUCAACUAAUAUAAUUUGAUUAAUAUUCCUU
Magnolia sinica is the source of this 4889-nucleotide messenger RNA. RefSeq lists its product as uncharacterized. Gene Ontology annotation, biological process: tRNA methylation. The transcript is spliced from 23 exons. Gene Ontology annotation, molecular function: protein binding. Gene Ontology annotation, cellular component: cytoplasm. The coding region runs from base 45 to 4310 and encodes 1421 amino acids. Lineage: Eukaryota; Viridiplantae; Streptophyta; Magnoliopsida; Magnoliales; Magnoliaceae. The record is from RefSeq and is a predicted model, not a curated record.